UUCAGAAGCUUCAUUCUUCAGUAUCUGAUAAUUAACAAUGUACACACAGGCUCCUCCCCUUAUCCCAAUAACCAAAGAGCACAUGGCAAUCUCAGAUGUACUUCAACACUAAUUAAGUAAUAUAAAAGUGCUGGGGCUGGGACUGGCUGCACUACUGACAAGCAAGAAAGCAGAAGUGCACAAGCAAACAUAAUCUCUCUAGCUCUUCUCUGACAAGAAGCUCCAGGAAAUCAGGAGAAGAUGUUUCCUCUCAGCCUCCUACAGCCCUCACACUCCCCUCUGUGUCCCUGCAGCCAGCCUGCACUCACACUUUUUGGUCAGCUGGAAGAUAAAAAUCUUGGAGACAAUGACUUGGAGAGGAGAAUGCAGAGUGUGAAUGAAGUGUGCCAGCUCCUCUUUCAGGACAUGGAUAUAAGCAGAAUUAGAGAUCAGAUUCGACAGCCCGGAGCCCCAGAAAGUGAGGGGACCUCUCCCAACUCAGGCAAAGAUGGGAAGGAUCACUUUGAGCUGACUCUGGAUAUGAGGGACUUUGAUGCUCAUGAACUAAUAGUGAAAACACAGGGAAGGAGAGUGGUUGUAACAGGAAAACAUGAGAACAAAAGUGACACUGAGGAUAGAAGCUAUGUCCAUGAAUACAGAGAAUGGAAGAGAGAAGCUGAACUGCCAAAAGGUGUGAAUCUUGAGCAAGUUGUGUGCUUCUUAUCCAAGGAUGGGCACCUGCAUAUUAAAGCUCCUUGGCUGGCACUGCCACCUGCACCAGAGACACCCAUUCCUUUCAGCAUGGAUCCGGCACCCAGAGAUGCCCAGGAAUUUCCACCCGAUGCCCAGAACAGCAAUGCGAAUGGAUUGAAUGCUUCCUGACACCAUGACAACUUAAAUAUUCAUACAUAUUUACAUUUUUCAUUAUAUUUUAUAUA
Molecule: messenger RNA, 917 nt
Organism: Xenopus laevis (African clawed frog)
Lineage: Eukaryota; Metazoa; Chordata; Amphibia; Anura; Pipidae
Product: heat shock protein 30D-like
Exons: 1
Coding region: 241-861 (206 amino acids)
Source: RefSeq, a predicted model, not a curated record